Molecule: messenger RNA, 1105 nt
Organism: Pygoscelis adeliae (Adelie penguin)
Lineage: Eukaryota; Metazoa; Chordata; Aves; Sphenisciformes; Spheniscidae
Gene: TAF13
Product: TAF13 RNA polymerase II, TATA box binding protein (TBP)-associated factor, 18kDa
Exons: 4
Coding region: 1-408 (135 amino acids)
Biological process (GO): transcription by RNA polymerase II
Cellular component (GO): transcription factor TFIID complex
Molecular function (GO): protein heterodimerization activity
Source: RefSeq, a predicted model, not a curated record
AUGCUCACACGAACACCAACCGCCCCCCUCCCCGGACGAGGCUGCAAUACCUUCUCGCCGUUUGAAGAAGACGCGGAAGAAGCCGGCGGGGGCCUGGACGGCGGGCAAGGGAAGAGGAAGAGGCUGUUCUCCAAAGAACUAAGAUGCAUGAUGUAUGGAUUCGGGGAUGACCAGAACCCUUACACAGAAUCAGUGGACAUUCUUGAGGACCUGGUAAUAGAGUUUAUCACAGAAAUGACACACAAGGCAAUGUCGAUUGGGCGGCAGGGCCGUGUACAGGUUGAAGACAUUGUCUUUCUAAUCCGCAAGGACCCCCGGAAGUUUGCCAGAGUUAAAGACCUCCUGACUAUGAAUGAAGAACUGAAACGAGCCAGAAAGGCCUUUGAUGAAGCAAACUACGGAUCUUGAUUCUGCACGGAGGCUGCACUGAGGCAUUACUUGGGCACCUGCUGCCCAGAAGGAAGGAAUGUCAUGGGUGUUGUCUGGAGGGGUUAUUCAGGAUGGAGGUCACUGCUGGGAUGUCUGCCCUCGCUCACAGCCUUUUCUGAAAAGUAUUCAAGCAGCUGAAUGUUAUCCGAUUGUAUGCGGUAUACUUACAUAUUUUUAUACCAUUUUAUGAAAUGAGAAGAAGCUCUAAAGAUUCUUGUAAUGGCAGGAAGUCUGUUUGAAGUAGGACUGUGCUGAAUCAGAUAUCUAGAGGGCUAAUGAUGGGUCAUUCUCUACAACUAUUUCAAUUAUCACUGGGUAUUCCAGUGACAGGAAACCUAGAAAAUGGAUCUUGGUUAACUGGACAGAACUAUACAAGUUCUGCUCUUUGCUCUUUAUAUGCUCUUUGAAUAAAACAUUUUAAGUUUCUGCCCACUCCUCAUAAUUAAACUUACAUUGAUCAAUUCACACAAGGUACAUAAUCCAGGGUUUUUAGCACUUAGUUGGCUAGGAAGGUUAUUUUUUCUUCUGUCCCAAGGGGUAGAGCUCUUUUGUUUUUUACCAGUAUUAAGCCUAGGAAAUUGAAGAUAACCUAUUCCAGAUUUACUUGCACUUACAGCCUUUCCUUACCCCUGUUAGGCAGGUGCUGUACAAUAAAGCAGAUUCCUGGUUUUCAUUC